This is a messenger RNA of Branchiostoma belcheri (Belcher's lancelet), 1904 nucleotides long. RefSeq names its product tubulin beta-4B chain. Gene Ontology annotation, cellular component: cytoplasm; microtubule. The coding region runs from base 98 to 1441 and encodes 447 amino acids. The record is from RefSeq and is a predicted model, not a curated record. Gene Ontology annotation, biological process: microtubule cytoskeleton organization; mitotic cell cycle. Lineage: Eukaryota; Metazoa; Chordata; Leptocardii; Amphioxiformes; Branchiostomatidae. Gene Ontology annotation, molecular function: GTP binding; GTPase activity; structural constituent of cytoskeleton. The transcript is spliced from 9 exons.
AGCCGGCGGACAGACGUGCAUUCGACAGAAGCGCGGGAGGAAAAGAGGACCAAGUUUUUUUUCCGUCGUCAAUAAAUAAUCCACAACCGCCACAAACAUGCGUGAGAUCGUCCACAUCCAGGCCGGCCAGUGCGGCAACCAGAUCGGGGCAAAGUUCUGGGAGGUGAUCUCAGACGAGCACGGCAUCGACCCCACCGGCACGUACCACGGAGACUCAGACCUGCAGCUCGAGAGGAUCAAUGUUUACUACAAUGAAGCUACUGGUGGCAAGUACGUGCCCCGCGCCAUCCUGGUCGACCUGGAACCCGGCACCAUGGACUCCGUACGGUCAGGACCCUUCGGACAGAUCUUCCGCCCAGACAACUUCGUCUUCGGUCAGAGCGGUGCAGGGAACAACUGGGCCAAGGGCCACUACACGGAGGGGGCGGAGCUGGUGGACUCCGUACUGGACGUGGUGCGCAAAGAGUCCGAGAGCUGUGACUGCCUGCAGGGCUUCCAGCUGACCCACUCCCUGGGCGGCGGCACCGGCUCCGGCAUGGGCACCCUCCUCAUCUCCAAGAUCCGGGAGGAGUACCCCGACAGGAUCAUGAACACAUUCUCCGUCGUGCCUUCACCGAAAGUGUCGGACACGGUGGUGGAGCCCUACAACGCGACUCUGUCCGUCCAUCAGCUGGUCGAGAACACGGACGAGACCUACUGUAUCGACAACGAGGCUCUGUACGACAUCUGUUUCCGCACGUUGAAGCUGACCACGCCCACCUACGGUGACCUGAACCACCUGGUGUCAGCCACAAUGAGCGGGGUCACCACCUGCCUGCGCUUCCCCGGACAGCUGAACGCCGACCUGCGUAAGCUGGCCGUGAACAUGGUGCCGUUCCCGCGUCUCCACUUCUUCAUGCCGGGCUUCGCCCCGCUCACCUCCCGAGGCAGCCAGCAGUACCGCGCGCUGACCGUGCCCGAGCUCACCCAGCAGAUGUUCGACGCCAAGAACAUGAUGGCGGCCUGCGACCCCCGCCACGGCCGCUACCUCACCGUGGCCACCAUGUUCCGGGGACGCAUGUCCAUGAAGGAGGUUGACGAGCAGAUGCUGAACGUACAGAACAAGAAUUCCAGCUACUUUGUCGAAUGGAUCCCGAACAACGUCAAGACCGCCGUGUGCGACAUCCCGCCACGAGGGCUCAAGAUGGCGGCCACCUUCGUCGGAAACAGCACUGCCAUCCAGGAGCUGUUCAAGCGCAUCUCCGAGCAGUUCACAGCCAUGUUCCGCCGCAAGGCUUUCCUCCACUGGUACACCGGCGAGGGCAUGGACGAGAUGGAGUUCACCGAGGCCGAGUCCAACAUGAACGACCUGGUGUCCGAGUACCAGCAGUACCAGGAUGCAACUGCAGAGGAGGAGGGUGAAUUUGAGGAAGAAGAGGGGGAGGAAGAUAUGGAGGAAUAAACCUCCGCCACACAUGCCUACAGUGCAGACGGAGGGUCAUCCGCUUCUUUCCCACAUUUCUGGUUUUGUUUACGAACAUUUCCAUUGGAACCACCUCAAAACGCUCCUCCACAUUUGCAUAACCACGUGACCAACCUGCCCAGUUAUGUGUCAUGACAUAGGGCUGUAAAAGACUGUGUGAAGAUAUUUGAAGUUGGAUAUUAAAGAAUGUAAGGGUACAGAUUACGGAGAUUGUGAAGACCGAGUUGAUGUUGUGGCUCAUGCUGGUGGUCAAAGAAGGGUUCACAAAUUUUUGUCCUUUUAAAGCGUAUUUGGAACAAGAUGUGCUACUGGCUAAACUGUCAAGCUUGCUGAUGGAUAUGUAUGUGUAUAUUGUGAUAAUGAAAGAGUGUUGACAAAAUGAAGUAACGGUCCAAGAAGGAGUGAACGCAAGUUUAGAAAAUAAAAGUGGCGAUGCCUCUAA